Messenger RNA from Chelonoidis abingdonii (Abingdon island giant tortoise), 5344 nucleotides. It is a transcript of the gene KANSL1, whose product is annotated as KAT8 regulatory NSL complex subunit 1. NCBI's taxonomy places the organism in Eukaryota, Metazoa, Chordata, Testudines, Testudinidae. Gene Ontology annotation, cellular component: NSL complex. Gene Ontology annotation, molecular function: histone acetyltransferase binding. The record is from RefSeq and is a predicted model, not a curated record.
AGAGGGUGGGGGAGAGCAUUGGCUUUGGAGCCAGACAAAUAGCAAGGGAGAGAUCUGCAGCUGCUCGGUUACACACAAAACGAAGAGAGAUUUUGUGUUGCAUUUGCAACAAUGGUGAUGGCUAAACGAGCAGGCCAAAUGCUGGGAGCUGCUGGAGCAGGGAUGGGGUAUCGGGCAGGGUGGGCCGGGAAGGAGGGCUAACCUGGGCCAGCCGACUGCUGAGAUCCCGGAUCGCCUCCUUGCAGGUCCGAUACACAGUCGGGGGCUGGGGUUUGUAGACGGGCGCUGGGUUAGCGUCGUAAUGGAAGAGGGUUUCAAGUGCCUGGCGCAAGGACAGUUUAUAACUCCCGAGCUGCAGCGAGGCUGAGCCGUGCGUUUGAGUUUUCAGGCUCUUCAUCCGUUGUGGCUUCUCGUCGGGCGUUUGGGUUUUGUUUGUUGACUUGUGUUAAGGAAACACAAUGACCACAGACGUGCAAAAUCCCAACGAUCCCUAAGGAAUUUACAGGAGCCAAAGAAGGCGAGAAGGAGGCUCUGGCACUAGCAUGGCAAACCUGGCAUAGAGGCUGUAAAGACUUUAGAUAGUAAAUUUUAGGAAAUGGGGUAGAAAAAUACUCCCCCCCCAUUUUUACAAUCCUCCAUUUUACCCAAACAUUACAAAAAAAUGGCUAAUUCCAGACUCUCAAGGUGGGUUUCUAGAACAAUUUCAGAUGAACAAAACCACAUCAGAAAUAACCAUCUGACUUUUUUUGUUGUUGCAAACUAUUGCCCUCCCCCACCCCCGAAGUCCUUGUCCUAAAAAAUAAAUGUAUUUCAGUGGGUGGCGGGCAUUCAUAAAUGUGGUAAGUGAUUAAGGUGUAAUUUAACAUGGAGGGAAUUUCCUAAAAUGGGAUUUUCAUAAGAGCCUAAGGGAGCUAGGUGCCUAAAUACCAUCAAUUUUGACAUUACUUUGAUCUCUUUACCUGAGUCAUUAAUCUAUAUAGUGUGCAGAUUUUUGUCUGUACUUUCCAACUGUUUUGUCCUCCAGAAAUUUAGAGUUGUGUCUAGUUUUCCAAGUAUAAAUCUUUACACAGUUUGCUUUGUGUGUUUGCUCUAUAUUCUUCCUUUCUGGGGUAAGGUGGUGAUUAUAAAUCUAUUUCUUCCUAAAUCCUGAUUAUUUCUCUUCCCGCCCCCUCCCCCCAAAGGCAAGUUGUUUGUGAGCUAUAUUUCUUUCCCCUAAUUAAAUUUUUUUUGUUACAGAUACCAGAGUUCCACUUCUUCAAAUAAGAAGAAAGAUUUGCAGAACUACUUGAACUUGGUUGGAUCUGGAAAGAUUAAGAGUCCCUUCUGAACUGCUCCAGACAGUAUGGAUUCUAUCAAGAUGUCCUGCAAGGCUGUCCUCAGGCGAGGCAGUAGGAGGCAGUGGAGCUGGCCUCGGCACUGGGAGAGGCUGGAUUUCCUGUCUCUCUGUGCUGAAUGGCUGCGAUGGCGCCCGCUCUCACUGACGCAGCAGCUGAAGCUCACCACAUCCGGUUCAAACUGGCUCCCCCGUCCUCCACCUUGUCACCUGGCAGUGCCGAGAACAACGGCAACGCCAACAACAUCCUUCUCACUGCCAACGGCACCAAAAGGAAAGCGAUUGCUACAGAGGAUCCCAGUGUAGAUUUCCGUAAUAACCCUACCAAGGAGGAGCUGGGCAAGCUGCAGCCACUGGUGGCCUCUUAUCUCUGCUCGGAUGUAACAUCUGUUCCUUCAAAAGACCCUUUGAAGCUGCAAGGAGUCUUCAACAAGCAGACAGUUCUUAAACCUCACCCUCUCUUAUCUCAGUCUUUCUUGAAAACGAGCGAUCUGUUGGGGAGACAGCCAGUGUUGGAGUUUUCUUUGGAAAAUCUAAAAAACAUGAGUACUAGUGGUCAGCCACCUCUUCCACAAGCACCUGUGAAUGGCUUGGCCAAGAAAUUGGCUAAAAGUACCAAUUCAGACCAUGAAAACUCCAGUUCACUUAAUGGUGGGAAGCGUGCUCCCCUCUCAGCCACCCUCCAGGGUGUUGACCCUAACGCUGCAGGGGGUUCUGAAUCGGGGGAUUUGAAGACGGGUUUGACCAAUUGCACUCUUCCACACAGAAGCCUUGAUGCUGAGCGCACAACUCCAUUUAGCAAUAAUAGCACUGCAAACAAUUUGUCGCUUAAUUCUGCAGCGCAGCAGCGAGUGACUGAAGGAGGCGGUGGAGAGAAUAAAUUGUCUGGUGUAGAUGCACAUUCUGAUUUUGGGAGCGGCAAGACAGGGGAGCAGAAGUCUCCUCUGUCGGCUAGUCUCUUCAAUGCCAUGAGCUCUGAUUUGAGGACAAGGACAGUGCUACGGCGGCAAGCAGACAUUGAGAACCGUGCUCGCAGGCUGCAGAAGCGCCUGCAGGUGGUGCAGGCCAAGCAGGUAGAGAGACACAUCCAGCAACAGCUGGGUGGCUUCUUGGAGGAGACUCUGAGUAAACUGCCAAACUUGGAUUCUCUAAGGCAUCGGAGCCAGCUGAUGCUCACCCGCAAGGCAGAAGCAGCUUUGAAAAAAGCUGCAAGUGAAACAAAUACGUCGGAAGGACUAAGCAGCUUCCUGAAGAGCGACUCUAUUUCAGAGGAACUGGAGAAGUUUACAGCCAGUGGGAUGGCCAAUCUGAGAUCCAGUGAGCAAGCAUUUGAUUCGGAUGUCACUGAGAGCAGCUCAGGAGGGGAAUCUGACAUCGAGGAGGAGGAGCUGACCAAAGCAGAACCAGAACAGCAUCAUAUACCACUGAGGAGACGGUCAGAAUGGAGAUGGGCAGCAGACCGAGCAGGUAUAGUCAGUCGCUGGAACUGGCUCCAAGCUCACGUCUCAGACCUGGAAUACCGAAUCCGACAACAAACAGAUAUUUACAAGCAGAUUCGUGCUAAUAAGGGGCUGAUAGUCCUUGGUGAAGCAUCAUCCCCAGAUACCCCAGAUGAUGUAUCCCAUCCCCUUAGUGCCGAAGUUAAGCUGGAGCCUGGGACUGACAGACUGGGUGCAUCCAUUUCCCAGCCAGUAGUGAAUCUUGGUACAUCUGCUGGAAAUACUGCAGAAUCCCUUCUCUCCAAACCCUGUGGAGCACUGAGACCUGUCAAUGGAGUUAUUAACACUCUUCAGUCUGGCUUGGCUGAACAUUCUCAGGGAGAUGGCACAGAUGUUGAGGAGCUGUUGCAUAAAAAGCAGCGGUUGAACAUGGUCUCUUCUCCUUCUGAUGGAACCUGUGUAGCAGCUCGCACCCGCCCAAUACUAAGUUGCAAGAAGCGACGGCUCGUUCGACCUAGCAACAUCAUACCCCUUUCCAAAAAGGUUCAUCGUAACAGCACGGUGCGAUGUAGCUGUGAUGUGAACCCAUUGUGUGCCAUCUGUGGCACUCGAAGCUCCAUAUCUCCGGAAAUCCAGUAUGAAGCCCCUUUGCUGGAGCGCCUCUCCCAGCUGGACUCCUGUAUUCACCCUGUUCUAUCAUUCCCAGAUGAUGUGCCGACGAGCCUGCACUUCCAGAAUAUGCUGAAAUCCCAGUGGCAGAGCAAGCCCUAUGAGAAAAUCAAACCUCCUAAAAAGCUCUCACUCAAGCAUAGAGCCUCCGUGUCGGCCAGUAGCCUGUCUGACCCUGCUCGCAAGGACCGGCACAAACUGGUCAACUCCUUCUUCACUGCAGCCAAGUACUCACAUCACAAAAUCCAACCAGACAAGGCACACAGGCAGCCCUUAGACGAUCUAAUAGCUGUGUCCAAGGCCCAGAGAGCGCCAGAGCGCUCACUUAUCCUGCCUCCUGCACAUGACAAAAAGCAAUUGUGGGACUCCUCACCUGAGAGACGCGAAGUGUUAAAGCAUCACACGGAUGUCGGAGGCCCAAGCUACCUGUCAGCAACUCCAGCCUCUAUGCCCCACAGCCCCAUAGUGCGGCAGCUGUCCACAUCCUCUGAAAGUUCUACUCCUGCCAGCACAAGUUCACAGGGCACCUCUAGCAUGUCUCAGCCAAGGAGGAGGAGAGGCGAAAGUUCCUUUGAUAUUAAUAACAUUGUCAUCCCUAUGUCUGUUGCUGCAACAACUCGUGUAGAGAAACUACAAUACAAAGAAAUCCUCACACCGAGCUGGCGUGAAGUGGAUAUCAGUGCUCUGAAAGUGAACCCUGAUGAAGACAAUGAGGAGAUUGAGGACCUGUCUGAUUCAGCCUUUGCUGCUCUUCAUGCCAAGUGUGAAGAGAUGGAGCGGGCAAGGUGGCUCUGGAGCACCAGUCUGCCCCCUCAGCGGCGAGGCAGCAGGUCUUAUAGAUCAGCAGACGGUCGGACAACCCCUCAGCUGGGGAAUCCCUCCACUCCCCAGCCACCAUCCCCGGAUGUGGGCAACUGCCACUCUCAUUCUGAAUUCUCCCCACGCAGUCCCGUCAGCCCUGAACUGCACUCUGCCCCUCUCACGCCUGUUUCCCGUGACUCCGUGCGGCUCUUGUCCAGCGAGGACACCCGUUGUUCCACACCUGAGUCUGGUCUUGACGAACAGGCUGUGCAGCCCUGGGAGCGACGCUACUUCCCACUCUCCUACAACCCCAAGACAGAGUGCGAGGACCAAGCUGAUCCCCAGGACCGGUUGUCGCGCUGCACUCGGCGCACAUCAGGCAGCAAGUCAUCCCGGGAGUUGGACAGCGCCCUCCCCUUGCCCGCCCUCCCCAGCCCCAAGAGCCGGAACCCAGCCACGGCCUCUUCAGCAGCAGCAACAGCAGUUCAGCGGCCGGCACACAGAUAGAGCCGGACAGGAAGAAAGGAGCAAAACCAACACACAGAACUAACUCUUGACAUUAAAGCUUCCGAAAUCUGCGUUUGAUAUUCAAACAUCCUGCUGGGAAUUUUCACAGUUUUUAGUGAAUUUAAGGAGUUUAGAAACUGUUUUCUUUUUGUUUGUUUGUUUUUGGGUUUUUUUUCCCCAUGUUUCCUUGUCACACAAUAAGAGCUCCCCAGCUUCCUCCCAGCAGAGUGAAGCCUCGGGAGGAGAGCAGUCUGCCAGACACCCUUCCGCCCCUCCCCCUUAGGUGUAUAAUUCUAGAGCACAGGAUUUAGCUGACUAGCAGACAUCAGGGGUUUUUCUCUUACUCUCUGCUGCCUGCUGCCUCCUCCCUGAAAAGUUUUAGUGGAGUGAAAUUAGUGGUGAAAAGUGAUGUCUUUGGAAUGCAACCUCUUGCAUUAGCUGUGUCUCCCCACAUGCAGAGCUGAGAUCUGCAGUCUCUGCACCCCUAUCCUGUCAUUUUGUUCCCUAGGUUGUAGUUCCAGGUAUUCCCCCAGAGUGCCUGCUGCAUUGCACUGUACUGCCCUUCAUUUCUUCCUUUCGCCACUCCUGCUUUUAG